UCUUUAGAAAGAAAGAGCUUUGUUUUGGCCAAAGAUCAGUGAUAAAAAUUAUGGGUCAUAACUUUUUACAAUUUCAAAAGGUCUACCAAGAUCAGCCUUGGUGGGGUCAUUUACAUCAAACAGUUUCGUCUCAUGGCGAUAUAACAGGUAUUACUGCUGUCGAAGAUGAUUAUUUGUCACUUUUUAAAGAAAUUAAGAAAAGAAAAUUAGAUGAGAAUACAUUUAUAUUUUUUCAUUCGGAUCAUGGAUCCAGAUACGGUCCAUAUAGGCAAAGAUAUGCUGGAAGAUACGAAGAGCAUUUACCAUUUAUGAUUAUUGUUCCUCCAAAGGAUUUUAGACAAAAAUUUCCUUCACAUUUUGAAAACAUGAAGUCAAACUUUAAUAAAUUGACAACCUUUUUUGAUAUACAUAAAACUCUUAACCAUAUUCUUAAUUUAUACAAUGACAAGGAUUUUAAUAUUAAGUUCAAGCAUAAAAGAGGAGUAUCUCUCUUUUCUCCCAUCACAGGAACAAGAACUUGCGAAUCGACUCCUUUGAAGCCUGAAGAUUGCUUAUGUAAAAUUCCAAAGAACGUUUCAGCAAAUGACCCAAUAGUAAAAACAGCUGCUUUAGUCGCUCUAACAUACAUGAAUAACUUAAUAAAAAGUCAUAAAAAGUCUGAUCUAUGCUCCAAGCUAACAUUAGGCGCUAUAACUGACGCCUCUGUUUUAAUUGAAGCUAUCAAAAGUUCUACUGCAGAAAAACCUAAAGAUUUAAAUCAAAGAUACCUAAUAACUUUUAAAGUUUUACCAUCAAACGGUACAUUCGAAGCUAUGUUAGAUUAUUCAAAAUCUACAAAAAAAUAUAUAUUAUCAGAGGGGAUAGAAAGAAUAAACAAAUACGGAUCACAGUCAGAUUGUGUAGUAGAAAGGAAACUCAGAGGUAUUUGCUUUUGCAAGACGAGUAAUAAAAUUACGUCAAAAGCCAAUACGUAGUUUCUUUUUCAUUUUUCCUUCCUGCGUUGACUAUUUUGAAGAGUUUAAUAUUCUUUUUAUAACAGUAUAUCAGUAAAAUAGUCAUUUGAAAUAGUUCUUUUAUUGUUCUGUAGCUGAUUUAUAUGCCAAAUAUAAAAGUUUUCACUAAAAUACAUUCGCUACAUAUUGAUUUUGUCUAAGAAUCGAUAUGUUUAUAUAUAAAUAUUCAAAAUUAAUAUUAGCAGACUAAACGUAGAUGAAUCGGAAAAAAUUUCAACUCUGUACAGUGUAAAACUUUGCAUAGCUAGAGAAAAAAAGACCCAAUCUAUGCCUUCUCAAUAGGGGUAGUCAUACGAAACGUUGAAAAGAUUUAGAUGUAUUGUUAACACUGUUUACACAUAGAAAUUGUAGAUCAGAGCUCUGAAAUAUAUUAAAUGUUAAAUAUUUAAAACAGCUAGAAAAUGGCUACUGAAUUUUAUUAACAAUUUCGUGAUAUCUUUAAGUAAACGAUAUUCUUUUCUAUUGUUUGAUUAAUUUUUUCAUAUUAUUAAUCAUUUAUAUAUCUACAAUAUCAAUCUCUCUUUCCAUUCUCAAGGUGCCUAUAAAUAGUCUGCUGGCUCUGUAUUCUAUCAAUAUAUAUAAUGUAUUACUAGAAAUAGAAAACUUACUUUCGUUUUUAAAGAUAACAUUCAAUGUGACCUUUCUUUAUUAGUUUAAUUUCUGAACUCAAGUGCAUAAUAGCAAAUGUAGUAUCAGUCUAGUUGACGAUUAUAACAGAUCUCAUAAAUGAAACAGGAUGUUUAACAUCCAAAUAGCACUACUAUUUAAUAAUUUACAAUAUAAAUAAUAUUGAAUAAACACGUAAAGAAAGAUGUUAAAGUGCAAAACAAACCCCGUUGAAUCUAGUAUAUACUAACUUAUUAAUAUUUUCUAGAAGCUAAGAAUUGAUCAUUUUCAUGACAUGACUUUUUACAAUGUUUCACAUAUAUUUAAAACAAUAAUUUACUCAUUU
Molecule: messenger RNA, 1965 nt
Organism: Dimorphilus gyrociliatus
Lineage: Eukaryota; Metazoa; Annelida; Polychaeta; Dinophilidae
Source: the annotation of a GenBank genome assembly